GGAGUUAAGCUGGGUCGUCCAGAUGUUCGUUCACGGAAGUGAAAUUCAGCACGAGGGAGAGAGCGGUGAGGGUGUGUGUGCAGAGGGUGUGUGCCCUGUAAGCCCCACAGACGUGGCAGCUCCGGGUAGGGACCCAGCUCGGGUGGCAGGCCCUCCUUUGCCUCCCAGCCGCCCGUCUGAGGGAGCCCUGGGCAGCCGGACCAUGCAGCAGGACGGCCACCACCCCUGGCUUUCUCCAGCUGUGAACGGCUCCGCAGGGCAGGAGCCCCAGAGGCAGGUUCCGAAGGUGCUGGAUGGGGCCUGGGAACCGCCUCCAGGGGCCGGGCUGCCCCUGCUCACGGUCAUCGUUGCCGUCUUUGUCCUGCUGGCCGUCUGCAUCGUGGUGACAGUUCACUUUGGGCCAAGCUUACACAAAGGCCAUGUCUCUCUCGCCACAGAGCCACCGUCCCCAAAGCCGGAGGGCGGUAUCUACCUCGUCCACUGGCGAGUGCUGGGCCCUCAGGCCGUCACGAAGACACCCAGCAGGGACCUCCUGUCCCUGGCUCCUGCCCUGGACCAGAUGGGCCUCGGUUCAGCGUUGAUGAAAUCACAUUUCUGUAGGCAAGAGACUGGAAAUUUAGCUGGACCUGGCUCAGAACAAGAACCUGGACAGAGAAUUAGAGUAAAGCAAAUUGGGGCCUGAGCCUCAGAGCUUCGAAAGCGCAUGCAUGGACUCAGCUGGAGCUGCCCUCUCUGCAGAAUAUUUAUAGAGCAUACUGUGAGCAGGAGAAUAAAAGAAGCUUGAGGGCCCUGCCCAGAAACAUGCCGCUGUGAGCAUUUCCAGGGGCCCAGGCCGCCCUUGCAAAGCUGCUCCCUCCUCUUCAGGGACCCCCGACCCCCAAACCUCCCUCUCUGUGUUCCGACUCCCUCUCCCACCCUAAUCUCCUCCUCUUUUGAUGUCAAAGUGAGUCCAGGCUGGAAGAUUCCACCACCUACCCCACCCCUGGGCAAGCAUGUCAGAGGCCCUGGCUGUGCAGCCCCCAGGUCCCGUGAGGGCCAGCCCGGGAAGCCAAGGGAAGCGCUAAGGGGUCUGCCUCCUCCGGGACUCAGGAAAGCAAGGCAAAUCUGUGGCCCUUCCCUGACCGGGUGGGGGACAUCCUUUGGCUGUUGGACCCAGGCCUUGCCAACCACUUCCAAGUUUCUUUUUUUU
Molecule: messenger RNA, 1189 nt
Organism: Sus scrofa (pig)
Lineage: Eukaryota; Metazoa; Chordata; Mammalia; Artiodactyla; Suidae
Gene: SMIM33
Product: small integral membrane protein 33
Source: RefSeq, a predicted model, not a curated record